Molecule: messenger RNA, 1110 nt
Organism: Corticium candelabrum
Lineage: Eukaryota; Metazoa; Porifera; Homoscleromorpha; Homosclerophorida; Plakinidae
Product: suppressor of cytokine signaling 6-like
Exons: 2
Coding region: 137-988 (283 amino acids)
Biological process (GO): phosphatidylinositol phosphate biosynthetic process; intracellular signal transduction
Cellular component (GO): phosphatidylinositol 3-kinase complex
Molecular function (GO): 1-phosphatidylinositol-3-kinase regulator activity
Source: RefSeq, a predicted model, not a curated record
ACCCAAUCCGGUCCAAUGUUAUCAUUCCAAUGAAAGUGGGCGCAGCCUCCAGUCCGCGGAAACGAUCCUCGUACCAGACGGUCGUUAUUUUAAUAUAUGACGUUACGCUCACUUCAGGUGAGUUCGAUCAUCAAAGAUGGCAAGUGGCAAGGAGAGCGAUGUAACGACGAGUGCAGUCAGCAGACAAGAAUCCAACAAACCACGCAACAGCAGGUCACUUCGCCGAUUACAGCACAACGGCCAGUCGUCGGCAACCGAAGCGGUAGGCGAAGAAGCGAGCGCUCAAAUGAACCCACAGGUUGCUACCUCAAGCGCAGAGUGCGGUGAGCAUUCAAGGACAUUCGUCCAGUGCUCUACCAAGACAAGUUCACGAGAAAGUGAAGGCGAUCCAAGGUAUAUCCCGACUGUUUCCCGUCAUGAGACUGUUGAAUCAUUACAACAGCCAUCACAACAGUUGGCAGUCACUCAAUGUCCUAAGAAAGGUCUUCCGCUUAGUCCUGACAUCAGGAGAGGUGACCCCACUGGUCACUUGCAAUUAGGAAGUCGACAAUGGUAUUGGAAAGAUCUGGACAGAAACAGCGCCAGAGCCAAACUAUUGGGCAAACCAGAAGGAACGUUCCUGAUCAGGCCGACGUCUGAUGCAUGUCACUACUAUGCUGCUAGUAUGGUGAAAUCGGGCAAAGUCUACCAUCUGUUAGUCAAACACUGCAAAGGUUGGUGGAGUUUCUACAACAACAUGAAGCCUUGCAAGCCAUCUGUCAUUGAACUGGUAGAGUCUGCUAUAGAAGAUUCGAAGAGAGGAGUCGCUAUGUCAUCUGUAAUUGGGCCAGUGUUUCUGCUUCAACCCUUGCUAAAAGCUAUUACAGUCCCAUCUCUUCAGGAUCAGUGUGGACUAAUCAUUCAAGUGUAUACCCCAAGACAUAUGAUCAGCAAACUGCCAUUGCCAAACAGAAUAAAAAAAAGUUUAAUCAACUCUAACAGAUAUUAAAGGAAGUUUAGGUGUUGACACUUGUGGAAUCUUACUGUUAUGAUAUAUGAGAGAUACUACCCAGUAAACAAUUUAGAAAUCUGUGACAAAUUUAGAAUACAAUAGUUGUUACAAACUGACAA